AUGGGAUCAUUAGCAACACAUUUCUUUGCAUUUCUCUUCUUCGUCCCAGUUGGAAUUCGUCGCCUCCUCUGCUCAUUCUCUUUAUAUCUCAAGAACCCAUGCGCCUACAGAUCAAAGAUAUGGUAUAUGUCAGAACCCAGAUGGAAAAACAUUGAUUUAUACGUCCUCCUUAUCGCCCUCCCCAUUGCCUCAUUCUCCGAGAUUUUCUUCUUCUUAUCGUUCUCUGGUCAUGCAACGUACCGAUUCGCUUUCUUUCAGCAAGCAGCAGUGGGAAGUCUCUUCUGGAUCCUCGUCAUUUUGGUGAUUCUCCGAGAAAAUAUCGACCCUUUUCUCAUGCACGAAAGUCUUGUCUUUGUGUUCGCUGGAAUUGCGUUUCUCAUAGAGUAUUCACUGAUCGGAAAGGAAAUUACAGGGCUCGGUAGCCGUGUUUACGAAUUGUUAGGUGGGCUCACGCUUUUAUGUGCUGCUGCUUGCUUUUACCUUUCGUUUCUGCCUACCGCUUUUUUCGCAGAAGUGGCACUCUCUUCAAGUCUUAUUUUCAAGGGGACUUGGGUGUUGCAGGCUGGGUUGUCCUUGUAUUCUGACACCUUCUCUUUGAAGGGUUGUCGUAAGAUCUCAUUUUCUCCGGCUCAAUCGACCACUGACGUUCAGUGCGAUCUGGAAGAGGAUAGGUUGAGAGGUGUAGCUCUGAUAAAUCUGUUGUUUGUGUUACAUUUGAUUGGAAUCUUGCUCAUGAGUUUUAGUUUAUUUGGGGCUUUGUCUUGCAAUCGCAACUUGAGAUGUGGGGAGGGUGCUGGUCCCUCAUUGGCAGAGUUUGAGUCGGAAAGUAUGUUGAUGCGCCCACUUCCUGAAUUUGAGUUGGAGUGA
This is a messenger RNA of Telopea speciosissima, 867 nucleotides long. RefSeq lists its product as uncharacterized. NCBI's taxonomy places the organism in Eukaryota, Viridiplantae, Streptophyta, Magnoliopsida, Proteales, Proteaceae. The transcript has a single exon. Bases 1 to 867 code for a protein of 288 amino acids. The record is from RefSeq and is a predicted model, not a curated record.